UGACAACAAUACCCUCAACCCAAAAAUAAUUAUUUACAUUUAAUUUUCAAGUCUAUAUAUUGUCGACAUAUAUAAAAUAAUAAAUAGAGUGUUGCAGAUGACAAGGGCGUGUAUAACGGGGCUUUUGUGAACAAGAAGACUCUAAAAAUCGCAUUUUUUUUCUCGGAUUGUUCACUUGAAAUCAAAAUCCCGAAGAUCAACGACCAACCAUCGCAAUGUUUGAUCCUUCGUCGAAAUCGUUCAACACCCAUUUGAUUUUCCCGACAACUUUCGGUGAUCAUCCGGAUUCCGGCGUGUGUUCACCUCCUCUGUGGAGAACCAGUCCACCGAAGAGUCCUCCUUCUCAGCGGCGCAAUAGCUACCAGAGCCUCUCCCCUGUCUCGAAAGCUCAGGUCAUCGCUCGUGGUCAGCGAGAGCUUAUGGAGAUGGUUAGCAAGAUGCCCGAGUCGUGCUACGAGCUUUCCUUGAAGGAUCUCGUCGAGGUGAAGGCAGACGAAGACAAGGUGUUCGAUGAAUCUCCUCAGAGAAGGACCAAGCGGAGCAGAGCCGUGAGGAAGACGAAAUGGGUCGGUCCGGUUCGGAGCAACAGUGGGUUUCUUCUGAAACUGGUGUUUCCUGUUAGCUUGGGUGGUAAGAAAAAGACGACGAAGAAAGAUGGGGAUGCUUCUUCUGUGACAAGCAAAGGCUCUUGGAUUUCCCCCAGACCUUCUUUGUCGGUGAAACCAGAGGAUAAAGAUUGGUGGAAGAAUGGGUUGUCAGAAUCGCGUAGGAGUCAGAGAGGCGUCUCGAGGAUCAACAGUGGGAGCUCAAAGAGCAGUGGUGGCAGUAGCAGCAGAAGCAACGGCGAUCCAAGUCUAAGGGAUGAAAAUAGCGGAUGCUUAUCUUUCCUCUGGAGUGUACAUCUACGAGAUUAAAACCAAAAGUUCUUCAUUGGUCUAUACACUUCUUUGGUUUAGACCGAUUCAUACAGCUCCAGCCGGAUUUAGUGCCUUCUGUAAAAAAAAUCCAUGGGCGAAUGAAUCCAGGAAUGGUGAAGAUGAAAGCAGAGGACAUGAACAUCUUCUUCACUGUACAAUCAAAGAUUGUAUCACUUUUAUUUCUUCUUCUUCUAGUUCUCCUUUAAUUGAGUUUUCUUUUGUAAGCCUAUGUAAUGUAUAGAUAGAUACUCCAGCUUUUGCUAACAUAAACCGUCAAAAGUGUACCCCCAAGGCGUAAAUUUUUCUUAGCGUUUAAAAAACGAGGUGUAAAGAAUAUUAUCUACCACCGAUGGUGACAGUAUAAUUUGAGUUUUUGUCUUUUUAUAUACAUGCUUGGAAGAGAUUCAAAGUUGUACCAAAGCAGGAAGUAACAAUAGGAACAGGUCAAAUUGCUUUUGUAAACAAAAAUAGAAUGAGCAACC
Molecule: messenger RNA, 1399 nt
Organism: Thlaspi arvense
Lineage: Eukaryota; Viridiplantae; Streptophyta; Magnoliopsida; Brassicales; Brassicaceae
Source: the annotation of a GenBank genome assembly